This is a messenger RNA of Kickxella alabastrina, 192 nucleotides long. RefSeq lists its product as uncharacterized. The transcript has 3 exons. The record is from RefSeq and is a predicted model, not a curated record. Lineage: Eukaryota; Fungi; Kickxellomycota; Kickxellomycetes; Kickxellales; Kickxellaceae. Bases 1 to 192 code for a protein of 63 amino acids.
AUGGUCAACAACCACCAGGCGCCCCAGAACCAGUACUACAACGGCGGCCAGCAGUAUCCCCCGCAGCAGUUCAACGACCAGAACCAACAGCAGCCACGACCAACACCUCGCAACUCCGGGGCGGAGGAGCCGGUGGUUGCUUUGCCGGUUUGUGUGCUGGUUUCUGCUGCGCCGAAUUAUGCUGCUAAGUAG